GAUACAGCAAUAAAUGCUUUUAUCUCGUCCAUAGUAAAACUACAAUGGUUAACUCGCAACCAAAAGUUGGUUCGAUUCUUGAAAAAAGUAAUAAAUAAAAUAUUAAAAGUCAUUAUUAUUUCUGUGACUGAAUUAACGUUAGACAAAGAAAAAUUAAUAACCAAAUUUGAAUGAAAAAAUAUAGUGAAUAGAAAAUAAUCAUUUCGUUGUAUACGGUUGCAUAAACAAUAUCCGAUCGAAAAUAUGAUUGUAAUGCAACCUACAAGUAAUGCAAUCUAAGUACCUACGUUUGGCCAAAAUUGUUUAUGUAAACAUAUAUAAAUAUUACAUUGAUACAAUUUAAUAAUUCAUUAGUAUUAUAUUACACCCUACGAUGAAGGUUGUGUCGAUUUUGGUUUUUGUUUUCGCCACUUCAGUAGCGGGAGCUCCUACAAUAAUAACUUCAAUACCAACAUAUUCAGAUGAAGUGAAUCGACAAAUACUUCGGGACAAAAGGUCUAAAUAUGGACAUGGUUAUUACUCAUACGGAGCUGCAUCGUCACCGAUUGCAGCAUACACGCCAUAUCAAAUUGGUAUGCCUGUCCAAAGUUACUUAAACCCUUACACCUACGGCUAUCAAACGUUGACUCCCAGCUGUGGACGUGGAUAUUACAGAACCGAAGGCUAUCACAAUGACCAGGAGAUAAUGAGUUACUCGGACAAGGAACAUGAGCAUCAACCCCCAUCAAGGAACGCUAUGGAUCCAGCAGAAACAGCAUCGAUCAACCAAAUAACUCCGUUAAGUCCUUCAAGCAUGCCCAGCAUUGGUCAGCUGGUGAACCCCACAAGUGGACAAGCUUAUGGGGUGUUCUCCAAUGUUCAGAACGUCGGGUGCAAUGUGCCGCUGCUGUUCAGCUGUUCACCCUCUAUAGUGCCUCUAAGGAUGAGGCCAUCUCCGCAAAUGGGUUAUGGUUAUGGGCCAUAUGGAUACCGAGGUGUUGAGGAUAUAUCCUAUGAGCCUCAUCGAAGUUUCCACGAGGAACAUACUCAUGACAGUGAGGGUGCGGGCGUGAGCGCGGUUGAAGCAGAUCACGUGGGUGGACAUCAGUGAAAAUCUUAAUUUAAGCUAGGAGUAUAUUAAAAUAAAUGUAUUUUAUAAAAUAAACUCGUAUUAAGUAAA
Colias croceus (clouded yellow) is the source of this 1159-nucleotide messenger RNA. RefSeq lists its product as uncharacterized. Lineage: Eukaryota; Metazoa; Arthropoda; Insecta; Lepidoptera; Pieridae. The record is from RefSeq and is a predicted model, not a curated record. The coding region runs from base 374 to 1090 and encodes 238 amino acids. The transcript has a single exon.